AUGGAUGAAGUGGAAAUUGAGAGAACUUUAGAAGUUGAUGAUGAUGAAAUCAUGAAUGCAUUUUUGGAUGCACAAUCCCAAAUGAUGCUUCAUUCUCAAGUUGAGCUAAACGAUGAAGGUAUUGAUACAGCCAACUCUCAAAAUGAAUUCAUUAUCAUGGACAUUUCUCAGUCAAAUCAUGAAAAUAAAGAGAUACCAGAAGAGGUAGAACUUCGAUCAUUGCUAUCUCAAUGGAAUCUCAAUGAGUUGAUUGAUGCGUGCAUUGCUAAGAGAGUUUUUAUCAAUGUUUUGAAAAUUAUAAAACGUCACCACAUCGAACGUCUGCUAAAAGGUUUUGAUCUGGGGACACAAAUUCUGUUUGAGAAUAAAUUAGAAGAAUGGCGUGAAUCAACUGGGAUUCCAAUGAGUCCAGUUUAUCUGGAUUUUCAAGGCACAUCAUCCAGUUCUAGUUCUUCAAACAGAUCAAACACAAAUACACCGUCAAGAUUUUCGCCCUAUCAAAAAUCCAUACCAUACCAAAGAUCUACACCCAGCCCUGAUAACUCAUGCACAAUUGUUCUGAGUGACAUCCUCAAUGAAACAUCUAGAGGGAAGGGUCUUGUCGAGUUAUACAACAAGUUUUCAAAUUUCCACGAAGAUCAAAGAUCUAUUCUCAUAUCUUUGAUUGCACAAUAUUAUGAAGAGAAGGGUGUCAAGAUGUCUCUAGCUGCCAGUUAUCAGUUAGAACAACAAAUUCUGGAAAGAAUUCCAUCCGAAAAAUUGGUAAUAUGCUAUCAUUAA
Aphis gossypii (cotton aphid) is the source of this 780-nucleotide messenger RNA. RefSeq lists its product as uncharacterized. Bases 1 to 780 code for a protein of 259 amino acids. Lineage: Eukaryota; Metazoa; Arthropoda; Insecta; Hemiptera; Aphididae. The transcript is spliced from 2 exons. The record is from RefSeq and is a predicted model, not a curated record.